Molecule: messenger RNA, 1017 nt
Organism: Macrobrachium nipponense
Lineage: Eukaryota; Metazoa; Arthropoda; Malacostraca; Decapoda; Palaemonidae
Exons: 4
Coding region: 1-516 (171 amino acids)
Source: RefSeq, a predicted model, not a curated record
AUGAAACCUAAGGACGCCGAGAACCCAGAUUGGAACCAAGAUGCUGCUACUGCCGCUUUGUCAACCAUAUCAGCAGAGGAGCGGAGGUACCAGGGCGAAGAACGUCGCUCCCAAAGGCUGGAGCAAGACCUGGCAGCAAUCACUAUCGUCAGGGACAACGCCAACAGGGAGAUUCUACGUCUUCAGAAAGAAGUAGCCGGACUGAUGGAGAACUACAAAAACCUUCGGGAGGAGCUGGAAAAGUGCCAAACGUCCAAGGACAACUUCAAGAGGAAAGCCCAGGAGUAUUGUCGAACGCUGGAAGAGAUGACUCACUUAAUGGCUUCCAAGGACACUGAACAGUCAUCCCUCAAGAAGCAGUACCUUAACUUAAAUGAAGCUGUGUCAUCUCUGAAGUCUUUAAAUGCAAGCUUAGAGGAGAGCAUAACAGCAAGAGAGCAAGAGUUGACAAAAAUGGAGGAAAUGGUGGCUAAAUUCAAAGAAGACCGGGAACAGAUUAUUGGUCAGGUACUUUAACUAUUGGAAAUAAACAGUAAUGAAACUUGGAGUCCAAAUAUAUUGUUUGAUUUUUUUCAGGGAAGAGGGGCCCACAUGACAUAAGCUGUCACUGGGUGAUAGCUUCCGGGGUUAAGAUCAUGCCUACUUCUGCACCAAUUCCAUGUGCUCUUCCAGAAUACACAUUACCCCUUCAAAUCUCUUCUCCAGUGCCUAUGUUGUUUUACAAUCAGCUAAUAUGGCCUGUUCAUAUCUCUUUAAUUUUUUAUCAGUUUAUCCAUAGAAAGUAUGUAGAAAUGUUUUCAUCAAAACUGUAAUUUCAAGUUAUUAAUAUUGAAUAAGAAAUGGUAAAAUGGAGACCCCUAAGGAGGGAAAAGCUCAUUAAAAGACCUGUAAAUUAGUUUGGUUCAGAACAAAAUUUACUAGUUAACGUUCUGAAAAUUUUAGUGUCACAUAAAACUAAAACCAUCUUACCAGAGUAGACACCAAGGUUCGUAGUAUGAAGUGGACCCCUUCAAAGAG